UUAUGAUAAUAUACACUUUAGAUAACGGGCAUAGAUCUCCCGGUAUUCCAUCAAUUUAAUACACCCGCUUAUGGCUGUCACUGCAUUAGGAACACUGAGCACGACCAACUUUACUACUCACGAUGUCACACCAACUCUCAGAGCAGACCCACGACUAUCCUGCAUUUGCAAUAGCUGUCAUCUCUCUUUCGACACCAAUGAAGCGCAAAGAGAACACAUGAAGUCUUCUUGGCACGUAUACAAUCUGAAGAGACGCAUAGUCUCCCUACCACCAAUUCCAUUGAGCGUCUUCGAGGGACAGAUUCAAAUAGUAGAAGCACCUAUAAUCACCGUUUCUCGGGACGAUCAUCCAAAGAAAGAGGAAGAGGAACUAGAUUCACCAUUCCAAUGUCUCUUCUGUCAUCUAACAUUCAUGAAUGACCAUGAGGAGGUACGAGACGUCAUCGAACACAUGUCCACCGCCCACGGUUUUUUCAUUCCAGACCAAGCUAUGCUGUCAGACUCGACGAGCUUCUUGGGAUACUUGCGUACCCAAGUCCGCGUGUGGCACGAAUGCUUGUACUGUGGGAUCGUGAGAACAUCCACCUGGGCAAUACAAGCUCAUAUGAAGGACAGCGGCCACUGUCGUUUGAACUUCGAGAGAGAACCCGAACUGUCCGAAUUUUGGGAGAGUAGCAAGAGCACAGCAAACAGCACAACCAGCGUUCCUCUCCAGAAGAGUAGAAGGGGUGUUCGCGAGCUGAAGCCAGCGUAUGGGAGGAUGGUGGUGUCGGACACAAGUCACGGAGCCCGCCGGCGAGAAGAACGGGGGCAGGCAGAGUCGCUACUAAGGCCGGAGCAACUUGAGCCUCAAGCUUUAUCCAAGCGUCACCGUUGUCAUCAGCUCGUCCGCCUGGAUGAGCAAGGCAUCUCGAACAUCAGCCCUCAACAGCGCCACGCCCUUGUGGUAGCCGUGAAGAGGUCUCAGAAAGAUGCGGCUAUGUCGACAAGAGCAAAGGAGUGGACGGUCGCUCGGAAAGCCAACAAGCAGAAGCAUGAUCAAAGCCAUGGCCCUUUGUCGUGGGCAAAAGGUGGUAUGCACAACUUGCUACCAAGAUAGUUUGAAGUUAUUAGUACUUGUUAGAACUUUCAGCGAGCAUGUCAAAUUGUAAUUUACCGUAAUGGCUGUUUCGGGAAACCCUACUGUAUUAUAAUAUUUAGGAGAGUACAUGGCGUGAGGCCUAGAUUUAGACCAUUGGAGAAGUACCCUCAGUAACAUUAAGAUACGAUAUAGAGAGGAAGAGAACGUCUCUAUCAAGAUUCCGCCGACUAAGUAGGCUAUACACCUAGUACCUUACUUACCGAAUAGUAAUGUGUAUGCACUGGAUAUGGUCGACCCAGAUAGAUACUUCUUUCUUUCUCAUUUUUUUCUUCUAUCUAGAUAAACCCUGUGGUCUCGAAUUUCA
Molecule: messenger RNA, 1445 nt
Organism: Boeremia exigua
Lineage: Eukaryota; Fungi; Ascomycota; Dothideomycetes; Pleosporales; Didymellaceae
Product: C2H2 type zinc-finger-domain-containing protein
Exons: 2
Coding region: 71-1099 (342 amino acids)
Biological process (GO): ribosomal large subunit biogenesis
Cellular component (GO): preribosome, large subunit precursor
Source: RefSeq, a predicted model, not a curated record